AUGUGGUCUUUACUCAGCCAAUCAGAAGAGAUCACCCUACAUCACAGAUCACAUGACUGUGGCGUUCGACCAAUCAGCAGAGACCUGGAGUCCAUCUAACUUUCUCUUUCCACUGAUGGCGCUAAAAGACGCUAAAGAGACCGAGCUGCCCGUAAAUUUCUGUACUAAACUUCGAAACUAGCCAUGGCAAUGUCUGCCCGCAUGUUUUAUGCCAAGAAGCAGAAUACUGUCGUGCCCACCCACCCUGCCAUCAGUGAUGAUGAUGAGGAGGAUGAUGAUGAUGUGGCAGACCCUGAUUUUGUCCCACCCACCCACAACCAGGACAUUCCAUGUAGUGAUACUGACCCCUCUGCCAGGAGGAAAUGGAUCCAGCCUGUGGUGGAAGUGCUCCAAGAAAAUGACAGUGAGGACAGUGAGUACAGUGAGGAUGACAACGAUGAUGAUGAUGACGAUGAUGAUGAUAAUGUGCAGCCAGCAGUACAAGCCCAGAGGCCAAGGCCUGGCAAGUCGGCACCCAGGCCAACCACUUGGCAUAAAGUUGACCUGAACAACACAGCCCUUCCUGAAUACCAGCACGCUGCCCCAGACUACAUUGACAUGCCUUUUCAGUACUUUAUUAGGUACUUUGAUGCCCAAAUAAUCAGUCACAUAACAUAUCAGACAAACUUGUAUGCUGCUCAAAAGGACAUCAACACCACUUUCUCCACCAAUGAGAAUGAAAUAAUGACCUUUCUGGCCAUCCUCAUCUAUAUGGGUGUUGUUCAGCUCCCCUCUGUUGAAGAUUACUGGGCCAUGGAAACCAGGGUCCCUCAAGUUGCCGACCUGAUGUCAUCAAAGAGGUUCAGGCUGCUGAAAAGGGUUAUCCACUUCAAUGACAACACUCAGAUCCCUGGCACCAGCGACCGUUUCUUCAAAGUCCGGCCCCUGUUCAGCUAUCUCAAUAAUGCCUUCAGGCGUGAGCCACAGACCCCCAAACAGUCUGUAGAUGAGGUUAUGGUUGCCUACAAAGGGAAGACAGCUGGCAACCUAAGGCAAUAUAUCAAAAGCAAGCCAGACAAGUGGGGUUUUAAGUUGUUCGCGAGGGCUUCUGAGGACGGCUUCAUCCAUGACAUGGUGCUCUACCAGGGCAAAACUACCCUGGAGGCCCAUGAUGUACCCCAGACGCCUGAACAAAAAGUGCUGGGUGCCACCAGUCAGAUUGUUGCUGUCCUGGCAAGUACCAUGUCCUCCCCCACCACCACAGCCAUCUUUGCUGACAACUUUUUUACCAGCAUGGAGCUAGUGCGGUACCUCAGAGAUCAGAAUUGCAGGUACACAGGGACAGCAAGGGACAAUAGAAUAAAAAAUCCUCCACUCAAGUCCAUCAAGGAGAUGGAGAAGAAGGCUGUACCCCGUGGCACUUAUGACUAUGCUACCAGUGAUGAUGGGAUACUGGCCGUCAGAUGGAAGGACAACAGAACGGUCACUCUGCUGUCAACAGACAUGGGGGUGGAGCCGAUGUCCUCAGUCAUUAGGUACUGCAGUGAGACCAAGAUGAAGGAGCCUGUGAGCUGUCCAGCCAUCAUCAAGAGUUAUAACGCCAACAUGGGGGGCAUUGAUAAAAGUGACAUGUUGGUACACCUCUACCGCACCCCCAUGAAGUCCAAGAGGUGGUACUUGCGUCUGUUCGCAUAUGCCGUGGAUGUCAGUAUCACAAAUGCCUGGGUUGUGUACAGACGGGAUAGUAUGGCCCUUGGAGUGAAAGACCAGUCUCUGAAAGAUUUCAGAAUCCAGGUGUUCAGGGGUGCCAGCGGCCAGACAUCUGCCAAAUCAAGCUCCAGAAGAAGCUCAUCCUCAUCUGUUGAAAGCCUGAGCAUGUAUGUCGCUGUACCUGAGCCUGUGCGGGGACACCGCAGCCACACACCAAAUGAGGCUGUGCGCUUUGACCUGUCCCUCUUCCAUGCCCCUGUACAUGACAAACGCCAGACCUGCAAGUACUGCAGCCGGAAAGGCAACAUUGUGAGGUCAAAUGUGGUAUGCAGGGUCUGCAAGGUCCACCUUUGCAUGAACAGUGAGCGCAACUGCUUCAUUAGAUACCAUGAAUAAGAAACAUGAAUGUUGAAAGUUGUACUGUGUAUGUUAUAUAGUUUCUAAAGUUAUGAUGAAUGUUAUACUGUUAUACAGUACAUAAAGAUUUACUGUGCAUGUGAUACUGUAUGUUAUACAGUAUAUAAAGUUGUACUGUGUGUUAUACUGUUAUACAGUACAUAAAGAUGUACUGUGUAUGUGAUACUGUAUGUUAUACAGUAUAUAAAGUUGUACUGUGUGUUAUACUGUUAUACAGUACAUAAAGAUGUACUGUGUAUGUGAUACUGUAUGUUAUACAGUAUAUAAAGUUGUACUGUGUGUUAUACUGUUAUACAGUACAUAAAGUUGUAUUCCUGUAUGUUCCUUUCACCUUAGAGGUGUUUUUGUUGUAUAUGUAACAUAUACACUUAAUGGAUUUUUUUUUUUACUACUGAAGGGCAAGGAACCAAAUAUGGUAACUUCGUUUACUUUGUUUUUCUGCAAGACAAUGGAAUUUUUUGAAAAUGUUGAAAACAGAAAUAAACUCUGGUUAUGGCACAGACACAUAGUCUAUAGUUGAUUUUUUGAAUUUCAUAGUAUUUC
Messenger RNA from Acanthopagrus latus (yellowfin seabream), 2649 nucleotides. RefSeq names its product piggyBac transposable element-derived protein 3-like. The transcript is spliced from 2 exons. The record is from RefSeq and is a predicted model, not a curated record. Gene Ontology annotation, molecular function: sequence-specific DNA binding. NCBI's taxonomy places the organism in Eukaryota, Metazoa, Chordata, Actinopteri, Spariformes, Sparidae. Bases 184 to 2085 code for a protein of 633 amino acids.